Labrus bergylta (ballan wrasse) is the source of this 1591-nucleotide messenger RNA. The record is from RefSeq and is a predicted model, not a curated record. Lineage: Eukaryota; Metazoa; Chordata; Actinopteri; Labriformes; Labridae.
AAAAAGGGAAGUCCUAAUUAAAGAAGUACUUCAGCUGAAAUUUAUAAACCACCACCCAUAAACUUCUGAACAUCUCUGCGAUGAAAGUGGACUCAUCUGGUGAAGAAGGGGAAAGAAAUCCUGUUCCUAUUGGCUGUUGGAAGAUGUUGACAGCCAGCAUGUUAGUGAGUGUCCUCUUCCUCAGAGGUGCACUGGCAGCUUGUGUUUUUGAUACAGACCUCUUCAUCACGACACCACAGAAGGUGGAGGCACUGAGUGGAUCUUGUGUGCAGAUCCCCUGUAUAUUUAGCACCAAAUCAGAGUUUGACAGCAGUGUAAAAAUCUCUGGAGUGUGGAUUAAAAGUGACCCCAGAUUUGGCAUGUUUCCAAACAAUGUGGUUUUCAACAGCAGCAGCCAGACAUUGAACAGCUACAGGAUGAAUAUUACUGGAAAUCUGAGUCAGAAAAACUGCACCACCCUGUUUUCAAAUGUAAACGAGAAUUACACUGAGAGAUACUUCUUCAGAAUAGAGAGCAAACCCUUCAAAGCAACGACUUAUUGUGAUCCUCUUCGAGUUACAGUUAAAGAUUCUCCUCCGAGCCCCAAACUAAUCAUCUCAGGAGAUCUGAAGGAGAAGGAGUCUGUCACUAUAACCUGCUCAGCUUCCACUCCCUGUCCACUCUCCCCUCCUAAACUCACCUGGAAUCUCAAACAAGACUCUCUCAACAACAUGGAGGAAAACCCAGAUAAAACCUUCACGACUAAAAUCCAGGAGCAGAUCACUCUGACGGACAAACAUGAUGGAUACAACAUCACCUGUUCUGCCACAUAUCCUGUGAAUGAAGGAAAAGAAGUCAAGACAGCAGAGGAGACACAGACUCUCAGAGUUUCAUACUCUCCCAAGGACACCUCAGUGAUCGUCAGUCCCACUGAUGCAGUGACAGUUGGCAGCAUGGUGAACCUGACUUGCUCCUGCAGAGCAAACCCUCCUGUCGUCCACUUUGUCUGGUUCAUGAUCAGUAAUGGCAGACUGGAGCUGAUUAAAGUAGAUACACAGGUUUAUGGCCUUAAUGUGACCAAUAGUGAUCCAGGCAGAUUGUUCUUCUGUGGAUGCAGAAACGAUCUGGACAUUCAACUAUCAACAGGACAUCAGCUGAUAUUUGAAGGUGAUCAACUGAACGAACAUGUUGGCAUUCAAGUUGUUAUGAAAAUCCUGGGAAUCCUUAUGCUCGUCAGUACGAUGGUCAUCUUUGAGUGUUGGUUUCGAUCAAAAGGUUCCAUCAAACCCAGAAAGGACAAAGAGGAAGCAGUCUACAGCAACAAUUUGGCGGAGUUGACCUAACCAGCACAACCAAUUAGAUAAACCCUAAACAUAGACUUUGAAUUUACUGUGUAAUAUAUGUAGGGGAUAAUGCCAGACGAGGUGUCGGUUAUCAGUUUUGUAGACAAUAGAGGCCACAUUUAGUUCUUGCUGAACUAAAAACCUGAUAAUAGACACUUAAAAGGGCAUUAUUCCACAUAUUCUGUUAUUACAUACUGAAGAAUAUAAGACCGUAAUGUAUUGUUUUCAUGUGUUUCACAUCGAUAUAUAAAUCUUUGAGCAAAACAUAA